AUGCUGGAUAUGUCUAUCCAUGCGGCCAAGAUUUUCCUUCAGGAUUUAUACAAAUCGCUUUUAUCCGUAGGGCUUUCACCUUUAAUCGUAAAUUGGGACCCAACACGUGUAUAUUCACUGCAGGAUAAGAACAUUAUCUUUUUAUUUGAGUUGGAAAAGCCGUUUUGGCGAGACCUCGUCGCUGCCCCAGACGGUACAGGUGAAACUUCUUUCCUGUCUGUACGAGAUCUUAUACUUUCGUCGGAGAAUAUGAUUUGGAUAACAGGAUUUGCGGACCCGGCUGCCGAAAUGGUCGUUGGUAUUGCACGCGUGGUCCGUAAUGAGAACCCCGGCCUUAACUUUCGCACAAUCAACAUUUUCGAUACCCUAAACACACGAGCCGCGGAGCUCGUAUCAAAAUGUUUUGUUUUGCGCGGUGCUACACAGCCUGAUAACACAGAGUUUAAACUCGAUUAA
This is a messenger RNA of Pyricularia grisea, 456 nucleotides long. RefSeq lists its product as uncharacterized. The transcript is spliced from 2 exons. NCBI's taxonomy places the organism in Eukaryota, Fungi, Ascomycota, Sordariomycetes, Magnaporthales, Pyriculariaceae. The record is from RefSeq and is a predicted model, not a curated record. The coding region runs from base 1 to 456 and encodes 151 amino acids.